ACGGCCACGUGCACGAUCCGUGCAGUGUGCAUGCAGCAGUGGUCUUUCUCGCACCGCUGGCAGACGAGCAGUCUUUGUCCAUUCUCGGCAGCCGUAGGAAGACGUAAGCGCUGCUGCUCCUGCAGCAAUCAGCUGACGGGACACCCUAGGCCCUACUGUACUUGCGGGCACAGGAGAUGCGGAGUGUCACCGCUCUUUCAUAUGUGUUUAGCAACGCGAGGACGAGUGGGUUGCACUAUAAGUAUAAGUAUAACCGGUCACAUCGAGGCGGACACAUAAAUCUACCUCGGUCUCGCAUGUGUAGGAGACUGCAUACGUUCGAUCUCCAACGAUGAACGUCACCGCUAGGACGAUGCCCGCGCUGCUGGCAGCUUCGUGUCCGGUCAGGACGGCGCUCGCUGCCACCAACCUGUCGUCACGAUCGUUCACAAUAAGCCUGCAGGAGCAGCCGGUAGUACGCCCUGUGUCUUCAUUCUACAACCACGCUGCCGUCGACAUAGCGGCGUCGAAGCCGUCCGUCCGUCUAACACCGUCGGCCAUGCUGUAUUCAGGGAAAAGUGCCGAUGGUAGUCAUUUGCUGAGAAGUGCACAAUAUUUACAUAAGGAACUGCCAGUGAGAAUUGCUCAUAGAAUCAAUGGAUUCCGUGGUCUUCCGUUCAUUGUCGGCUGUAACCCAAACAUUCUUCAGGUGCACGAAAUGUACAUUAGAGCAUUCCAACUACUUUCUCAGUUCCCACCGGUCAAAGAUUUCGUUGAUGAACAGAAGUUUACAAACCUCAUCACGGAGCUGUUGGAUGACCACAGAGACGUCGUUACCAUGCUCGCCGUGGGCUUCCGAGAGUGCAGGAAACACAUACAGGAUGAGGAAAUGGUCCGCAUGUUUCUCGAUCGAACGCUGACGUCGCGUCUUGGCAUCCGCAUAAUAGCCGAGCAUCAUCUGCUGCUGCAUGAAAACAAGCCUGGAAACGUUGGCAUCAUCACGGUCAACAUGAACUUGAAGAAAGUCAUUGAGAGCUGGGCUGACUUUGCAUCAAACGUAUGUCAGCAUCGUUAUGGAAAGGUGCCAGAGGUUAAGCUAAACGGACAUCUCAACGCAUCUUUUCCCUACAUCCAGCAGCCACUAGACUACAUCCUUCCAGAGCUGCUCAAGAAUUCUAUGAGAUCGUCGAUAGAGAAGAACGACAUGAAUAAUGUCCAUCCUAUCACAGUCACCAUUGCUAGCAAUGAAGUGGACUUUAUUAUGAGGUUUUCGGAUCGAGGCGGUGGCAUUCCUCACCAGAACUUGGACAAGGUGAUGGAGUACCACUUCACAACAGCAGCCAAAGAAGACCAGGCGGACAGCGGUAAUGGGCUGUCGACGUUUCUCGAGGUCUGCAAUCCGGAUCCCCAUGGCGGGCCCAUGUAUGGGUAUGGAUUUGGGCUUCCCACGUCCAGAGCUUACGCUGGCUACUUGGGCGGUUCCCUGGAGAUCCAAUCGAUGCAGGGAAUCGGCACUGAUGUCUACUUGAGACUGCGACAUAUCGACGCCAAACACGAGAGCUUUAGGAUAUGAGUCCGCGACUACUCGAUUGCACUUAGAAAUCGCUCUUCUAACGCCUCGCGUAAACGGAGGAUUUCACGAAUUCGGAAGAAUCUCGAAAUCGGUAGAAUCUCCCGGUGUUAAUCGCGUAAGAUUUGUUUGACUUUUGCAGAAUCUCCCCAUGUUUCAUAAGCGUUCUGCGAUGAUGUUCGUAUCGGGUGACGUGUGUUCGAGAAGAACCGGAUGUUCGUUUUCGCACGAGGCCGUGUCGCGAGACUACGUCGUUUACCGGUCGAGUCGUAUUUCAGCGUGCAUUUAACAAAGAGGAAUCUCGGCUACGAAGUGCGCGGUGGGUACAUUUUAUCGUUAUCGGCCCGUGCUUGCGUUGUAAUCAAACGCUAACGUACAAACGAAACGAAUAAUUCAGCUUUUUUUAUGGUAGAUUGUGACUUGAAAAUACAGUGAAUACCUCAUUUUCAUGGAGGACAUAUCUUGUAGGCUUCGAGUGUGGACAUUCAGGCUGUUACAGCCAUGGAUGUCAUCAAUGAACUCGUCCUAUACUGCAGAAAUUGCUUAGUGUGUUUUAGUCAGUCAUCAUUUAUUUAUUUUUUGUUUUUACAGUCUAUCAAACCUUGAUUGCAGUGUACAUAAUAGUAGCAGUUUAUAGAUUUUUGGUGGGCUCUACCAUUAUAGCAGGAGUCUAUCAAUAUUGAUAGACUCAUGUUAUAGUUGUUAUCGCUGUUGUUUAUGUACCUCGGAUGUUAUUUUCUGAUGACUCUGUCGUUGAGAUUAAAACUAUGAAUCCGUGUAUAUAUGGUGCUUUCAGAGACCAUUUCUGCGCGAAGUAUAAAUAUUGCGAAGAGAAGUGGAAUUAGUUUUAUAUUAUACACUCCUUAUAAUAUGUCCAUUAGUUUUGGCGUACUUAUUUUGCAUUUUCUAGGCGAAGGUGAUUCUUUAUAGUGCAGUCGGUACUGUCAUGCUCUCGUAUGUUGAUAGAUGGUGCUGUGUUCGGCAGGUGCAGUUGGAUGGUAUCAUACAUGAUUGCUGAAGCUUCCGUAAUGAAGUGAAAUACCCAGUGACACGAUUCAUAUUGUAACGUUACCAGAUCUUACUCGUCUAAUAUUUAGGCGAUAUUAAACCUGGUGAAAAUAAUUGUGUAGCAGGGGAGGAGGGAACUAGAAAAAAAAGAAAAAAAAAGAAAUAUUCAACAGUUCAAAACGACCCAUGCUUGUGUAGCGGUCUGUGUGAACGUAGUCGUUGAAGUGUUUGUCGGUACGAUGGCGGUGUCACGAUGAUCUCAUUUCAUACCGGUAAUAAAUGUUCGAUUGGCUUAUAUUUUAUGUGUUACCAAGUACCUGGCACAGCCAGCGUGUUGCAGUACUCGUUACUGCGUCUUGUACUUGUCGUGAUACAUGAUAGUGUUCCAAAAUAUAUCGGUAAAACACUUGGCUGGAUGUCCUUUUUAGGAUGUCCGAGUCGAAAUCGCUUGCCAAAUGAGAUGGGCUGUGUUCUUUGUGUGUAAAACUCGCGUUCGGGGGUUGUCGUGUAGGUCUGUACAGGUCCGUUAAACGUGUCUAUGAACUAAAAAUGAUGAGUAAAUAUGUAAAAAGGCUAUAAGGCGCGAACGUCUAGUUGAAAAUAUCAGAGAGGCACUUAGUGGUAAAUGCAGAUACCAUUUAUCCAAAUAGUGACUGUGUUUAUCAUUGAAAGAUUUUGUCUAUAAAGUCGUGAAAUUUAUUACCUGAA
This is a messenger RNA of Priapulus caudatus, 3265 nucleotides long. Its product is annotated as 3-methyl-2-oxobutanoate dehydrogenase [lipoamide] kinase, mitochondrial-like. NCBI's taxonomy places the organism in Eukaryota, Metazoa, Priapulida, Priapulimorpha, Priapulimorphida, Priapulidae. Gene Ontology annotation, cellular component: mitochondrion. The transcript is spliced from 12 exons. The record is from RefSeq and is a predicted model, not a curated record. Gene Ontology annotation, molecular function: pyruvate dehydrogenase (acetyl-transferring) kinase activity. Bases 332 to 1552 code for a protein of 406 amino acids. Gene Ontology annotation, biological process: regulation of glucose metabolic process; protein phosphorylation.